This is a messenger RNA of Rhincodon typus (whale shark), 1941 nucleotides long. Its product is annotated as serine/threonine-protein kinase 36-like. Gene Ontology annotation, molecular function: protein kinase activity; ATP binding. Bases 1 to 1941 code for a protein of 646 amino acids. Gene Ontology annotation, cellular component: cytoplasm. Lineage: Eukaryota; Metazoa; Chordata; Chondrichthyes; Orectolobiformes; Rhincodontidae. The transcript is spliced from 14 exons. The record is from RefSeq and is a predicted model, not a curated record. Gene Ontology annotation, biological process: protein phosphorylation.
AUGGAGCGCUCCAGAGCGGGGGAGUAUGGGGGUGGGGGGGCUGUCGUGGCCCUGAAGUUCAUCCCGAAGACGGGCCGCUCAGAGAAGGAGCUGAGGAGCCUGCGCCGUGAGAUGGAGAUCAUGCAGGGCCUGCGCCACCCCAACAUCGUGCAGAUGCUGGAUAGCCUGGAGACAGACAAUGAGGUGGUGGUCGUGACAGAGUUUGCAGAAGGGGAGCUGUUCCAGAUCCUGGAGGAUGACGGAAAUCUGCCCGAGGAGCAGGUCCGUGAUAUUGCCUGUCAGCUUGUCUCGGCUCUGUACUACCUGCACUCACACCGGAUCCUGCACCGUGACAUGAAACCGCAGAACAUCCUGCUCGGAAAAGGAGGAGUCCUCAAACUCUGCGACUUUGGUUUUGCCCGGGCCAUGAGCCUGCAGACACUGGUAUUGACCUCGAUCAAGGGGACACCCCUGUACAUGUCCCCAGAGCUGGUGGAGGAGAAGCCGUAUGAUCACACUGCUGACCUGUGGUCACUGGGUUGCAUCCUGUACGAACUCUACGUGGGCACACCUCCUUUCUACACCAAUAGCAUCUUCCAGCUGGUCAGCAUCAUCAUUAAGGACCCCGUCAAAUGGCCCAAAGGCAUCAGCCCCCAGUUCAAGUGCUUCCUGCAGGGUCUGUUAACCAAGGAUCCCCGGCAGAGACUGUCCUGGCCAGCACUACUGUACCAUCCCUUUGUGGCUGACCGCGUCGUCAUCGUGGAUGACACCCAGGAUUGUAGUGUCGAGAAGCCAUUCACCAUCCAGGCCAGUCCCGAAACACAAGCCUUGAAGGAGCAGCAAGCGAAGGAACUGGCUCCCAAAUCAGGACAGUCCAAAAUUCUCAGGAAGGCCAGAGAGAAGAUGCUGGAGGAAUCCAGGAGGAAGCAUUCUGUCCAAGCAGGGGUACCCGCUGGCCAGGCCCGGGCUGGCCCGACAGGCGAAGCCAAGCAGAUGCAGCCUCUCCCUGCAGCGGCUGGGGCACCUCACCUCCUGGGGAGCCAGCAAGCAGUGCGGCCCAGCCACGAAGCAGCAGUCAGUGGGAGCCCAGAAUGCCCUGCCCCUCCAGCAGGGACCGGCAGCACAGCGGAGAAGGAGAUAGACCAAGGUCCCCCUCCUACACCAGGGCUUCAUGAAAUCAGUCGGGAUUACGAGCGGGAAUUCCCCGAGGUGCAGGUUGGACCGAGAGUUACAAGGAGGAGGAGUCACAGCAUGGAGAACGUUGAUCUGGAUAAUGAGGAGAUGGACAGCGAUGAGGAGUGGCAGCAGCUCAUUGAGGUGACCGACCCUUCAGCACUUCAGCUGAGCACUCCCCUGACCCUUUUGAGGGACCAGAGCUUCCAGGAGCGUGUGCAGGCCAGGCUUGGAGAUUCCAGCACCCAGGUGCUGGAGGGAAUGCUGGAAGGUGCCUCCCGAUUACGACCGGUUCUGAGAGUGAUCGGGAACCUGCUGGCUACUCGCUGUGACUGGGAUCUCCUGCAUGCCUUCUGCCAGCAUCUGCAGCUCCCUCAGUUCCUGCUGACCGUCCUCGGACAGAUGCUGCACAGUGAAAUGAUCAGGCAGCAGCCGUGGUGUGUGAAGGUCCUGUCUGACCUGCUGGCCGUUCUUGCGGCAUAUUUCUCCAGCAAUUUUGAUGCAGAGCCAUCGGGAACCAGCUGUGGACUCCAGGUUUUCGAACAGUCGGCCAAGCAGUUUCUCAGGCUCCUCGAAACCCUCCUGUCCUCGGCCACAGAGCGCGAGAUGACACUCAGAGAGCAAAGCAUCACGGAAAGUUACCAGCGUGUCCACACCAACGUGUACAUGGCUAUGCAUUUCCCAGAAGCUGUUCCCCUGAGAAUCGCAUCUGCCGAAAUAUUGAUGACGAUGUUGACCAACUUUGGAACGAUCUGCCCAGAAGACUCAGGGGUCAAACGUUGUGCCUAA